Messenger RNA from Echinostoma caproni, 4470 nucleotides. Lineage: Eukaryota; Metazoa; Platyhelminthes; Trematoda; Plagiorchiida; Echinostomatidae. The record is from the annotation of a GenBank genome assembly.
AUGGAGAACGCAGGCCGGAACCAGAUUCUUGUGUUCGUGCACAGUCGUAAAGAAACAGGGAAAACUGCACGCACCCUACGGGAUGCAUGUCUAGAAAAGGAUACACUGGGUGUGUUCAUGAAGGACAAGAACGCGUCCACCAUGGUUCUGCGUCAGGAGGCGGAACAUGUUAAAAAUCUCGAGUUGAAAGAUCUACUUCCAUACGGAUUUGGCAUCCAUCAUGCCGGGAUGAGCCGCGUGGAUCGCAUGCUCGUGGAGGAACUGUUUGCUGAUCGCCACAUUCAAGUGCUUGUGUCCACAGCCACAUUAGCCUGGGGUGUGAACUUACCAGCUCACACGGUUAUCAUCAAAGGCACUCAGAUUUACAGUCCGGAGAAAGGUCGCUGGACGGAACUUAGCGCGUUAGAUGUGAUGCAAAUGCUUGGUCGUGCUGGUCGACCUCAGUACGAUACGGAGGGUGUGGGAAUUUUAAUCACUAACCACACUGAGUUGCAAUACUACCUGAGUUUGAUGAAUCAACAAUUACCGAUCGAAAGCCAACUUGUCUCACGAUUGCCGGAUAUGUUGAAUGCAGAAAUUGUACUUGGCACUAUAUCGACCGUACGUGAAGCCGUCACUUGGCUCGGUUUCACCUACUUAUACAUCCGUAUGCUUCGAAACCCUGCAUUGUAUGGAGUGCCCGAGGGUAGUGAGAAGUCUGACCCGUGGCUAGAACAGUACAGGCGCGAUCUGAUUCACACGGCGGCAUUAGAACUGGACCGAUGUCAGUUAAUCCGUUAUGACCGUCGGGUGGGCAGCCUCCAGUCAACAGAACUCGGACGAAUAGCAUCACACUACUAUUUGACACACACUACAGUGCUAUCGUACAAUAAACUACUUCGUCCUGGUCUGGGUGAGAUCGAACUGUUCCGUGUAUUCGCAGCUAGUUCCGAAUUCCGACAUAUGACAGUUAGACAGGAAGAAAAAUUCGAACUGGCCAAACUUUUGGAACGUGUCCCAAUUCCAAUUAAAGAGUCCGCGGAGGAACCUGCGGCCAAAGUGAAUUGUCUACUUCAAGCCUACAUUUCUGGUUUGAAACUGGAAGGUUUCUCUCUGGUUUCCGAUAUGGUCUACAUCACCCAAUCUGCUGGUCGUUUAAUCCGUGCGAUUUUCGAAAUCGUACUACAUCGGGGUUGGGCUGAGCUGGCCGAUAAUGCACUCACUUUGGCCAAAAUGGUCGAACGACGUAUGUGGGAAUCUAUGUGUCCACUGCGUCAGUUCAAGAAACUUCCGGAAGAUGUGAUCAGAAAGCUAGAGAAAAAAUCCAUCCCAUUCGACCGGCUGUAUGACAUGAAUCAUCAUGAACUGGGCGAAUUAGUUCGAAUGCCCAAACUGGGUAAACCACUUCAUAAGUACUUGCAUCAUCUACCGCGAUUGGAAAUGAGUGUUCAUGUACAACCCAUCACUCGAUCCGCACUCCGUGUUGAACUGACUCUAACCCCAGAUUUCAUUUGGGACGAGAAAGUACACACUAGCGCUCAAGCCUUUUGGAUUUUUGUUGAAGACGUGGACGGAAGCACUGUGUUACAUCACGAAUUUUUCGUGCUGAAACAGCGCUAUGCCACUGAAGAGCAUGUACUGCGUUUUGUGGUGCCGAUUUUCGAUCCGUUACCUCCACACUAUUAUAUUACGGCUGUAUCUGACCGAUGGAUUGGUGGUGAGGUCACACUGCCCGUAUCAUUCCGGCAUUUGAUUUUACCGGAGAAGACAGUGCCGCCUACGGAAUUGUUAGACUUGCAACCACUUCCAGUGACCGCGUUGCGUAACAAAGAGUUUGAAGCCCUGUAUACCGAUCGGGUUCGUGUGUUCAAUCCAAUCCAAACGCAGGUCUUUAAUUCAUUAUACAAUUCCGAUGAGAACGUGCUGAUCGCUGCACCAACGGGAAGCGGGAAAACGGUGUGCGCAGAACUUGCUAUUUUCCGCCUAAUCACCACUAGUCAAGCCACUAGUGUAACCGACACUCAGGCAGGUGGAUCCAACUCGGCGACUGCAACUGCGUCAACUGCUUCUGGGAAUUUCCGCUGUGUCUAUGUAGUACCUCACGCUGAACAGGUUGAGCAACGCUACGCAGAUUGGAACAGUCGAUUCGGUGAAAAAUUGGGCAAACGUGUAGUUCGAUUGACCGGGGAAACUUCAGUCGAUUUGAAGCUGCUUGCUCGUGGUCAGAUUAUCGUCACCACUCCCGAACAUUGGGAUGUGCUGUCUCGACGUUGGAAACAGCGAAAGAAUGUGCAAAACGUGAAUCUGUUCAUCGCAGAUAAUCUGCAUCUAGUUGGCGCUGAUGGUGGCCCGAUUCUUGAGGUGGUCUGUUCUCGUAUGCGUUAUAUUAGCAGCCAAUUGGACAAUCCAAUCCGAAUUGUGGGUCUGUCACACAGUUUGACCAAUGGUCGAGAUAUAGCCAGCUGGCUAGGCUGUGCAUCCGGAGCAACAUAUAAUUUCCCAUUCGCCACACGUCCCGUUCCGCUGGAUUUGACCAUCAUCCCUUUUAAUAUUGCUCAUCAGGCUUCUCGUCUGUUGGCCAUGACCAAACCGGUCUUCCAGUUGAUCACUCGACUUGCUCUGAGUAAUCCAUCUGGUGCAACAUCUACUGGUAGUGUACAGUCAUCCCAGCGGAAACCCACUCUGAUCUAUGUGCCUACACGUCGUCAAGCUCAGCGUACAGCACUCGAUCUGAUCACCAUGUUUGCUGCGGCUGCAGCCAACCCUUCAACCCAGUCAAAGUUCAUACCAAUCUCUGGGCACCUGGAGGAAGCUUUGUCGCGGGCGGCGGAUCAGCUUGCGGAUCAUGCUCUGGCUGAAGUAGUACGCCACGGCGGUGGAAUAGCCUACUUGCAUGAAGCAAUCUCCAAGGCAGAUCGUCGCCUUGUCGAGGUUCUCUUCUCUGCCGGUGCGCUGCACACCCUGCUCGUAUCUCGUGCCCUCACUUGGUGCGCUGCUUCCGUUCAACCCAUCUCAGCAUAUCUGGUGAUUGUGAUGGACACUCAGGACUAUAAUGGGAAAAUACAUGCAUACGAGGACUAUCCUGUAGUUGACUUACUCGAAAUGUUGGGCCAUGCGAAUCGGCCGAAUGUAGAUGCCGAAGCGAAGGCUGUCGUACUCUGUCAGUCCGGAAAGCGAGACUUUUUGAAAAAGUUCCUGCAUGAUCCGCUUCCUGUCGAGUCGCAUCUGGACCACGCGUUGCAUGAUCAUUUCAAUGCGGAGGUGGUCACAAAAACAAUUGAGAACAAACAAGAUGCGGUGGAUUAUUUGACCUGGACGUUCUUGUAUCAACGUAUGACACAGAAUCCGAACUACUACAAUCUGCAGGGUGUCACGCAUCGCCACUUGAGCGAUCAUCUGAGUGAAUUGGUCGAGACCACAUUGAAUGAUCUGGAACAUUCCAAGUGCAUCUCCAUUGAGGACGGUAUGGAUUUGUGCCCAUUAAAUUUGGGUAUGAUUUCGGCUUAUUAUUACAUUCAAUACAACACAAUCGAAUUGUUCAGUCUGUCGUUGACCGGAAAGAUGAAAAUACGCGGUCUGUUAGAUGUGAUCAGCAAUGCAGCAGAAUUUGACGGUCUCCUCCCGGUACGACAUCACGAAGAUGCGCUUCUACGCCAGUUGNCCGCCAAAGUCCCACAAAAAUUAGCUCCCAAAGCCAAAUUCUCCAGUCCUCACGUGAAAGCAAAUCUCCUGUUACAGGCACAUCUGUCCCGACUACAGCUACCCACCGAGAUGCAGACAGAUACCGACAGGUUAUUAGGCUGCACGGUUCGCCUCAUUCAGGCCUGUGUGGACGUUCUGUCCAGUAACAGUUGGCUUGGCCCAGCCCUCGCUGCUAUGGAAUUGUCUCAAAUGGUUACCCAGGCUGUUUGGCACAAAGAUUCUUACCUGCGCCAGUUGCCCCAUUUCACCGCGGAACGAAUCGCCAAGUGUCGCGAGGCUAAAAUUGAGACUGUAUUCGACCUGAUUGAGAUGGAAGACGAUGCACGAUCUAAACUAUUGGAAGAUUUAACUCCAACACAGAUGGCUGACGUGGCCCGAUUCUGUAAUCGUUAUCCCAACAUAGAAAUUACAUAUGAUGUGGUUAGUUCGAAUGGGACUAAUGUAGCCAAGACGUCAGUCCGUGGUGGUGAAACGUUGACGGUCAAUAUUUCUUUAGAACGGGAAGAGGACAACGUGGGCCCGGUGAUUGCACCGUUCUUCUCGCAGCCCCGUGAGGAGGGUUGGUGGUUGGUGAUUGGCGAGCAAAAGACCAAUUCAUUAGUGGCCAUCAAACGUCUGCUGGUUUCUCAGUCUAUGAAGAUCAAACUAGACUUGACUGCACCCACCCACUCAGGACGUCACGAGUUCACUCUGUUCUUCAUGUCCGAUGCAUAUAUGGGUUGUGAUCAGGAGUACAAAUUCAAUGUGGAUGUCCGCGAAGGAGCCGGUGGCCGAUCGCACGCGGAUUAG